Messenger RNA from Coprinopsis cinerea okayama7#130, 831 nucleotides. RefSeq lists its product as hypothetical. The coding region runs from base 1 to 831 and encodes 276 amino acids. The record is from RefSeq and is a predicted model, not a curated record. The transcript is spliced from 3 exons. NCBI's taxonomy places the organism in Eukaryota, Fungi, Basidiomycota, Agaricomycetes, Agaricales, Psathyrellaceae.
AUGGCGAACGAGUUCAAGGAAAUGCACAGCCACCGGGAUGGCGAUACAACAAUUGAGAGCUUUACAGUGACUGACGAGAAUGCCAGAAACGAGGAAUCAGAUAUCUCAAACGAGAAUAAUACCCCAAUCAGAACCGAAGAACUUAUACGAAGGAGAAGAAGCACCCCGAUCCGAGCUACAGCAACAGGAUCAAAAGCAGUAGCAUGCGGAGGCCCGGCGCCUCGCGCAUUGUCGAGUUCGACGACGGUAGCUGCUGCCAGUGCCAAUUGGGGUGGUACCCGACAUCGAGCUGGGAGUCUGGGUAUUCAGCAGCGGGCAAGCGUCGGUGGACUGGCGAUACGUCAGAAAGGAGCUGUUGUAGUAGUGCCCAGUCGGACGACGGCAGCGGGAGCAAAGACGAAGAGGGAGCUUAGAAAUUUGGAUGUCCGGGCUGGUUCUCGAGAGCCUAGUACUUCUCCUGCGCAGACAGCGGACUCGGAAGCAGGACUCGUUCGAGCACGAGCACCAGGGGGAGGAAAGGAAAGAGGAAGAAAGGCCAUUCAAGUCCGCCGGCGCUUCUACGCAGUAUCGCCAAAGACUAACGCUGUCGUGCACGAAAUUGCGCCUAUUGCUAACCCUAAAGACAACUCUAGCUACAGCUCGACGUUCAACCCGAUCCACGCACCCUGGCCGGGACUAGGCGGGCCCAUCCCCGCCUUACUGAUGCGCGACCCGGAUAGUCGUAGGUUAUGGGCUAUCGGUACUUCGGGAGAGAUAUUGGAGGAUAUCAGACCUGCGGUCGCGGUCGCUGAUGUGUCAGAGGCACAAAGGAGACUUCGUUCAACGGUUUGA